Molecule: messenger RNA, 1190 nt
Organism: Cucumis melo (muskmelon)
Lineage: Eukaryota; Viridiplantae; Streptophyta; Magnoliopsida; Cucurbitales; Cucurbitaceae
Exons: 3
Coding region: 131-583 (150 amino acids)
Molecular function (GO): fatty acyl-CoA hydrolase activity
Source: RefSeq, a predicted model, not a curated record
AAAAUCCCCAAAUUGUUGGAUUUGAAAUGUAAGACAGAGAGCAAUAUUAAUAAUAUAUCUGUUCAAAAACCCCAAAACAGAUUAUAUAUAUAUACUUACUUUGUAUGAGAAAUAAGACACCCAUUGAGAUAUGGGAAAGACAAAAGGAAUCGUAGAUAAUGAUCCCAAGGUUGGUUCCCCCAUGGAUGACCUUCCUUUCAAAUUUUUCCAGUUCUUUGUGAUGACUGCUCUUCGCAUUGAUCUCCUCCAACCUGGUCGCGUCCUUUGCUCUCUCAAAGUCCCUGCUCGUUUGCUUAACGAUAAUAAUUCCAUGCGCCAAGGAGCCUCCGCGUUACUUGUCGAUUGUUUGGGUCAUGCAGCGGUGAAGACUCUAACCCCUUCCUCCACCGGAGUUUCCCUCGAAGUCAACGUCUCCUUCUUCGAUGCUGCUUAUCUCGACGAGGAGAUUGAGAUUGACAGCAACGUUUUGCGUAUGGGAAAGACCAUUGCAGUAGUUAAUGUUGAAUUUAGGAAGAAAAGCAAUGGUAAAAUUAUUGCUCAGGGUCGGCUCACCACCUACGUCCCUGUCUCAAGCAAGUUGUAGUCAUGAACUUUCAAUAUUGGACGUCGUGUUGCCAACCAUUUUCCUCUGCCAGAUUACAUUUUCUAGCUUCAAUUGAAAGAAAUGUACUAAUAAUGAUAACAUGUUGCAAGAAAUGUAAUGGUGAAAAUAUCACAUUGUCGUAAGAAAUGUAAUGGGAUGUUACAUUUUGUGCAUUUUCCAAAUGGUAGUGUAGCUAAGUAUAAGGCUGGCUUGGUAGCAAAGGGAUAUCAUCAAGAGGAGAUUGAUUAGGGGAAAGCCUUCAGUGAUGUGGUUGUGAAGAAAUCUAUAAAACUUAUCAUUCUAUCUCUUGCUACUCAAUUUGGGAGGAAUUUGCAACAUGACACUAGGGAUGCAUUUCUUCCUGGGGAUGUUCAUGAAGGGGUUUAUAUGUGGAAACUUCAAGAAUUUGUUCAACAAUUCUCGCCCAAUCUAGUUUGUAAGCUUCUUAAAUCUCUCUAUAGAUUGAAGCAAUUGCCUAGUUAGUUUGUAAACUUCUUAAUCUCUACGUGGGUUGAAGUAAGCAUUCUGCGCUUGGCUUGCAUGUUUUACAUCCCAUCUUUUAACUUUGGAAUUCAUUACCUCUAAUGUCGAUUCUUCUUCGUGUUCA